Messenger RNA from Entrophospora sp. SA101, 279 nucleotides. Lineage: Eukaryota; Fungi; Glomeromycota; Glomeromycetes; Entrophosporales; Entrophosporaceae. The record is from the annotation of a GenBank genome assembly.
AUGGUAAAUGCCCAAGAAUAUUUAAAUACAAAUUAUCCCAAAGAAGAAAGGGAAAAAAUAACAGAAUUAAAAAUCAACACAAUUCCCGGAAUUGCUAUAAAAUCAUGCCUUGAAGGUGAUUUGGAUUUAAAUGCUCGACAUAAUCGACUUACUAAUUUAGAAGAUAUUGCUGCUUUGGAAAAUCCGGAAAAACUAAGAGAAUGCUAUUUAUCAGAUAAUAAUUUCUCCGAACAAGAUUUAUCUACUUUCAGCAAAUUAACCAAUUUAGAAAAACUAUGA